AUGUCAGAGAUUCAGGCACCAAGGCUUCGUGAGCAAGAUCUCGCUGGCAAGGUUGCUGUCGUAACAGGCGCCACAAGAGGCAUUGGACGAGCCAUUGCUCUUCAACUCGCAAGUCGAGGUUGUUCGGUACUGGGCACCUGCUCGGGACCGGACUCUUUAAUCCUGAUCGACUCGCUUGCCCACACCGUAUCUCAUCUUUACUCAGAACACGCAUCACCACCUGAAGUCACUGGAAUAGUUGCAAACAUCAAAGAUGCAGAUUGCGCACAGAAGAUUGUUCAGGCUCUUGAACAAAAGUUCGAUGGCCAUGUCGACAUAUUAGUCAACAAUGCGGCCCAUCCCAUUCGCGCCAAAAUUGGCGAGAUCGAGCCACACAUGGUCUCGGAGGUGAUGGCUGCAAACGUCCAGACACCUAUGAUGAUUGUCAACGAGUUUGUCAAGAGAAAGAUGUUCCGCACCAAUUCCAGAAUCGUCAACAUCGGUUCUGAUUCGGCUCGAGCAUCGAUCCCUGGGUUGCCAGGAAGAUCUCUUUACAUAACGUUCAAAUCAGCACUAGAGGGCCUUUCACGAGCAUGGGCAGACGAACUCGGUGCCAACCCAGAGUUGGACUUCAUGAAGGGUACCACAGCGAACACAGUCGCAGUCGGAUUUACAGAGACAGAUAUGGUCAGCAAGAUGCCCCCUCCAAUGAGGGAAGCAGUGAACAAGAACGUUCUGGCGAAACAAAGUCUGGGUCCUCGAGCAGCUCUUCCUGAAGAUAUCGCCGAUGUUGUAGGUUUCCUUUGUGGUCUAGAUAGUCGAUGGGUUACUGGCUCGGUUGUCUCUGCGGACGGAGGCUUCGUCAAGGUGGUAUAA
This is a messenger RNA of Aureobasidium melanogenum CBS 110374, 855 nucleotides long. Its product is annotated as NAD(P)-binding protein. The record is from RefSeq and is a predicted model, not a curated record. NCBI's taxonomy places the organism in Eukaryota, Fungi, Ascomycota, Dothideomycetes, Dothideales, Saccotheciaceae. The transcript is spliced from 4 exons. The coding region runs from base 1 to 855 and encodes 284 amino acids.